This is a messenger RNA of Guyanagaster necrorhizus, 714 nucleotides long. RefSeq lists its product as uncharacterized. The record is from RefSeq and is a predicted model, not a curated record. The transcript is spliced from 4 exons. NCBI's taxonomy places the organism in Eukaryota, Fungi, Basidiomycota, Agaricomycetes, Agaricales, Physalacriaceae. Bases 212 to 625 code for a protein of 137 amino acids.
ACCCUGGUGAUAAUUCUGAAUUUUUAUCUCCUGACAGGCUUGCCUGCUCCACAAGGUUAUCUUCUUUGAUGCAACGCUGACGAGUCCAAAACGGCAAAAGGGCGUAAUAUUGAGAAAGGUGAUUGAGUAUAAAUCUGGACCGCCCGAUCUCUAACUUCACCUUGCUCUCUCACCUCCUACCACCACCACCGCAGGCAAUAAUCACUCAGCCAUGUUAUCCUUCGUCGCUCUCUUUUCUGCCUUUUUCUUCGCCGUCGCCAUCGCCUAUCCAAUGACCAAGCUCCAGGAGCUCAUUGUCUGGAGCCCUACCAUCACCUCGCCCACCUCGUCCACCAAUUGGUGCGCUGGCACUCCACUUAAUGUGACUUGGGACAUGAUGGGUAUGCCUGAAGACGGCAAAAACUCUACAGGUCUGCUGUUGUUGGGACAUCAAACCCAGGACAGCGAGAAUCUUGACAUUCACCAUCCCUUGGCUAACGGCUUUCCUUUGAGUCGGGGUUGGGUUUUCUGUACGAUGCCGAAUGACACCGCACCCCGGUCAGACUAUAUAGUCGUUCUCUUUGGCGAUUCUGGGAAUGCGUCACCCCGCUUCAACGUCUCUGGGCCUGAUCCAGCUGCCCAAUAAACGCAUACAUCUUACCUACGAAGCAGUCUUCUCACUAGUCACAUGUUCGCUUUGUUGGACGACUUACCUCACGCGCUACAGCCAGUCUU